CCGGGACUCCGGGUAUUCAAAUCUUCAUGCUUCAAAGCUUUCUCAUGCAAGGUCAUUUACCUCAUGUUGAUGACGCGUUGAUAAUGCGUGCGUAAGCCUUGCUUACAGUAGCUGAGCGCUGACUGAUGACACAAACGUACACCUGAUGAUAUCCCCUUGCUGAUGCACGCUGCGAAUUCCAGCAUCAUCUGAGUCGGAAGUCAGGUUUUGUGAGUGAUCAGACUAGCUUUAGUAGCUUCGAUCUUCUUCCACAUACCCAAUAUUGAAUGUCUUCGCCGCGGAAAAGCAGCUAGAUGAUAUUUGGUCGAGGAAUAUAAAACCUGAACGGCUGAUGAGGAAUCAUGCACACUCCCAAAAAUGAUGGACCCAAAUGAACUCAAGGUUGAAGCCCUCUUGGACAUCAUCAACUCCUCUGCCCGCAAAGCAAUGGCGGAAUACAAGAACACUGGACAUGGAGUCCCUGGUGUCGAUGCAGGCACAUUCCACCCCCUUGACUUUGCGACAGAUACGCUUGCCCUCAGAAAGGCAAUCAGGCUGCUCGAAGGUGCAUGCGAGCAAUUGAAUACAAUACUGGCUCCCCCCCAACGCACAGUGAAUAAUUUUGUUCAUAAUUACAAUUGGGCAUGCAUAGACGUCGCUCUGCAGUCACGUAUUGCAGACGUCUUGGACAAACACGCGGACGGUCUUAGCUUGGAUGUGUUGGCUGACGCAGUCAACCUCGAUAAGACCAAGGUUGCACGCGUGUUGCGAGUUUUGGCCCUCAGGGGUUGCUUCAAAGAAGUUAAGCGAGACAUAUUUGCAAACACGCGACUCUCCCUCGUGCUCAAGGCAACAAAUAACGUCGGGUUUUGGAUAAAACUUCAGCGAGAAUUCCCUAAAUAUGCUGCGGUUCUCUAUGAUACUAUGGUCGACCAAGAGUUCGCAAGGUCGGACAAGGUUGAAAGAGCCCCACGAGCAUUUGCUCUCGGAAAGGAAGGCAAAAAAAACGACAGCUACUGGGAGAUGGACGAUGAGGCACGCGAUAUAUUUCACAAAGCCAUGAUGGGCUAUUCUGAGAUGCAGGACUCAUCUGCGGUGCUGCAUCAUUACCCUUGGGACAAUGUAUCCUCUGUUGUGGAUAUUGGAUCUGGAACUGGAGCGAUGUCUAUUCCUCUGGCUAAAAUGUUCCCUCAUCUCAAAAUAACCAAUCAAGAUCUCCCAGAAACUAUAAAGCUGUCAAGAAAUACAUGGGAGACGAAUUCUCCUGAGUUACUGCUCGACGGGCGUGUAGAGUUCGUGCCACUGAAUUUCUUGGAGGAGUCGCCCGUCGUCGGAAAGGAUGUUUACUACUUGAGGAGCAUCAUUCAUGACUGGCCGGAUGAAGAGUCGAGGGUGAUUCUCCAUAAUGUUCGCAAAGCAAUGGGACCAAACAGCCGAGUGUUGAUACAUGACGAGGAUCAUAAGGCGCCCGAACCUACAUUACUGAACUUCGGUAGUCACACAACACACCACUCGGACAUGAUCAUGUGGUUUCUUUUCAAUGGCAAGGAGCGAACCUUGAAGGAAUUCAAGGACAUUGGGGCCAGUGCAGGUCUAGUACUCACCCAAACGUAUGAUCUUGUAGGGACGAUGCUCUUGGAGUUCAGAAUCGCUCAGGACUGAUGCGGAACAUAUUUCGUGAUCUUCUGUUAUUGUACUUUUACCCUCCCCUGGCCAAUUGAUCGUUCCAUGAUUUAAUCAAGACGAUAGCAAUUCUAUCCCAACGACAUAGAUAAGGAAUCAAAAUUAUCCAGAUCAACUGGGGUGUUGUGAACGUCAUUGCCCACCGCUAUGACCGCUCAGAUGUGCCGUUGGACUAAUGCUCCUUGAGGACUCAAAUUUGACAGGUGGAACAGGUAAUAGCUUAUCUUCGGGUCUCUGCAGAUCACUCAGCCUUCACAUGCAUUAUAGGCAAACUCUGCGGACACUGCGU
Suillus plorans is the source of this 1951-nucleotide messenger RNA. Its product is annotated as S-adenosyl-L-methionine-dependent methyltransferase. The record is from RefSeq and is a predicted model, not a curated record. The transcript has 13 exons. Gene Ontology annotation, molecular function: O-methyltransferase activity. The coding region runs from base 358 to 1641 and encodes 427 amino acids. NCBI's taxonomy places the organism in Eukaryota, Fungi, Basidiomycota, Agaricomycetes, Boletales, Suillaceae.